Gracilinanus agilis (Agile Gracile Mouse Opossum) is the source of this 866-nucleotide messenger RNA. It is a transcript of the gene NT5C, whose product is annotated as 5', 3'-nucleotidase, cytosolic. NCBI's taxonomy places the organism in Eukaryota, Metazoa, Chordata, Mammalia, Didelphimorphia, Didelphidae. Gene Ontology annotation, biological process: pyrimidine deoxyribonucleotide catabolic process. Gene Ontology annotation, molecular function: 5'-nucleotidase activity. The transcript is spliced from 5 exons. The record is from RefSeq and is a predicted model, not a curated record. The coding region runs from base 1 to 648 and encodes 215 amino acids.
AUGGAGCUGGGCGGACAACGUGCAUUGCGGGUGCUGUUGGACAUGGACGGCGUGUUGGCCGACUUUGAGGGCAGCCUCCUGCGAGGCUUUCGGCACCGCUUCCCCCAGGAGCCAUAUGUGGCCCUGGAGGACCGGAGAGGCUUCUCGGCCCGGAACCAGUACGGGGCCCUGCGGCCCGACCUCGCGAUGAAAGUGGCAAGUGUGUAUGAAGCACCUGGGUUUUUCCUAGGUCUGGAGCCCAUCCCCGGGGCCUUGGAAGCCGUGCAGGAAAUGAGCUGCAUGAAGGAUACUGAAGUCUUCAUUUGCACAAGCCCACUGAAGAAGUACGAUUACUGCACGAGUGAGAAGUACCUCUGGGUGGACAAGUACCUGGGUCCGCAGUUUGUAGACCGCCUGAUCCUGACCAGGGACAAGACAGUGGUCUCGGGGGACCUGCUCAUCGAUGACAAGGAUGUUAUUCAAGGCCAAGAGAAGAAACCGAGCUGGGAGCACAUCUUGUUUACUUGUUGCCACAAUCAACACCUGGACCUGCCCGCUUCCAAAAGAAGGCUUAAUUCCUGGAGUGACAACUGGAGAGAGAUCUUAGAGAACAAGCGGAAAGUAAUAACAGGAGAGCACGGAAAGAGCACCUGGAGGAGCACCACAUAGUAGGAACUCUGCAAGUCAUCUCAAUCCCUGCAGGGAAGAGUGACUUCCAACAGGCAGGGAAGUUGGAGGGGAAGGAAGCUGAAACAGGCCAGGAACAGACCUUUAUUCCAGGGUAAUCUCCUCAGCACCAGACCCAACCAUCAAAUGCCUCCAGGAAUAACUGUACCUGUGUCACAAUAACAUGGGACUGCGCAUCACAUGUCAAUAAAACAUUUCGA